AAUAUAAUUCUAAGCAUGCAUGAAUGAGACUUAAAAUUAAGCCAAAUACUUCAGAUAUUAGGUAAUAGUAAUACUAGGACAUGACCGUAGUUUGAAUUAAUAUCCAAAAAAUCACAAAGUUAACUAAACAAGUUCACUUUUUAACCUAAUUUUGAGUAAUUUGAAUAUUUUAGAGUACUUUGGAGAAGUUAAAUAAUUUUAUAUCGGUUUUUAUUAUUCAGAUACCUUUGAAUAUUUCAUAUUUUGAGGGUUUUUACCAAUUUUUGAGUAAUUUAGGUAUUUAAAAAAAUUAAAAACACCUGAAUAAAACUUAUGAGCACAAUAUCAAAAUCUGAUUAAAAAAACUUAUUCCCAAUCCGAACAUAUAGUAAAAAUUGCAUCUUUAAUGGGUAACACAUGUUAAUUCAAAAUUCAAACCUUUAUUAAAGAGAUCAAUUUGUCAAACAUAAAUAACUAUAAGGGUCAUUCAGUAAUAUUGCAAAUUAUAAGAAAAAGAAGCAUAAAAUGAUUUUAACAAUAAUAAAACUGUGUAGGUGGAGGAACAGAAUCACAAUAUUUUCCAGAGAGAAAAUCACGGAAACCGACGAAGAUUCUCUAUCUACAGAUGGUACAUUCGAAAGGGAGAAAUAGAUCUUAAGAAAGCUUAAAACAUGGAGACUUUAAACUUUCUUUAAACUCCCACGCAAGAAGAUCCGUUUUCAUCUCAGAAGCAGAGGAAAAAUGUGUAGUAACAUAAGCAGUGGAAGCUAUGGAGGAGACAGAGACUUCUUACAACGAGAUGAUUACUUUGGUUCUUGUCCGAAAAAACAGAAGAAAGAUAAAGUACGACGAAGAGGACCUGGUGUCGCCGAACUCGAGAAGAUCCGUUUAGAAGAAGAGAACAAAACUCCUUCUCUUGUAACUCCACAUUCUUCUUCUUCUUUAUCAUUACCAAGAACCGAUCACACUCUCUUUUUUCCUCCUCCUCCUCCUCCACAGCUUCCUUUGCCGUCCUCUUACACCACUAAUCAUAUUUUCCGGUGGUCACCGGCGACGGCGAUGCCUCCAAACUUUGAUUUGCCGUUGUCGUCUUACCUCUCGAACGGAUCUUUCCCUAUGGAUAUGAUUCCCCCAGUGCCGUUUUUGCAUAGGAAGCAGCAUUAUCCGAAUCAUCAGACGAUGAAUCUUGCGAACCCAUCUCCAGGACCAGGAAGAUUAUACCAGUUCAUAGAGCCCCCUUCAAACCAAAGAUCUUGCGUCGAUAAUGUCUCUCAGAUUCUUCAGGAAGAAGAAAAGGUUGUCAUGAGUGCGAAGAGGCCGUGGCAUUUUCUCGCAGACACCACCACGAAAGCUAGCGUUGGACCAAUCUCAAGGUUUCUUUGGGAGUUGAAACAUAACCGGUCGUUGGAUAUGAGAUUGAUAAGUCCGGUCCAAGAUUCCGGUACAACGAUUUGCAAUCCUAUCUCCAUUGAUUCACCUACCUCCAUUACGCGUGAUUUUAACGUACAGGUAAAGUUGAUAUCCUCCUAUUUGCUAUGUAUGUAUUUAUUUGCUGAAGUUGCUUACCCUAUUUCAUCAAAUCAUCUUGCUUUUAGUAUGAACAACAGCAACCAGAACAAGACUUUGAUGAGAACUUGCAAUGGAGAAGUAAGAAGACUUUCUAUAGCUUCAUACCCUCUAAUGAUCAGAGCAAUAUUGGACAAGAAUACCGAGCCUGUGAGCCACAUGAAUCUGCCGCUGAUCAUGGCAUCGAUCUCAGCCUUAAGUUAUAAAGAUUUUAAUUUACAAGAUACAAAAAAGAAUCACUAGGUUAUCUGUCUUAUGUAACUUUGGAUAUAUUAAUUAAAUUCCAUGCAACUAGAUUAGUUUGUGCUUCAUCAAUUUGCAGAAGACUAAUCAAGAGUUAGUAACCAGAGGGUUUGUUUGUAACACAGAAGUCCUGGUAAAAGAAACAUUUCAUUUUA
Brassica rapa (field mustard) is the source of this 1943-nucleotide messenger RNA. Its product is annotated as protein SPEAR2. The record is from RefSeq and is a predicted model, not a curated record. Gene Ontology annotation, molecular function: DNA-binding transcription factor activity. Lineage: Eukaryota; Viridiplantae; Streptophyta; Magnoliopsida; Brassicales; Brassicaceae.